This is a messenger RNA of Sordaria macrospora k-hell, 1191 nucleotides long. RefSeq lists its product as uncharacterized. NCBI's taxonomy places the organism in Eukaryota, Fungi, Ascomycota, Sordariomycetes, Sordariales, Sordariaceae. The record is from RefSeq and is a predicted model, not a curated record. Gene Ontology annotation, molecular function: oxidoreductase activity, acting on NAD(P)H.
AUGGCAACCACCACCACCACCCCGCUCCCAGCCGGCAUCCCCUCAACCCACCCAGCCGUAGUCAUCACCGCCCCCCGUGCGCCCCUCUCCAUCCUCCAGCGGCCCACCGAACCCCCUGGGCCGGGUGAAGCCCUGGUCCACAUAGAAUGGACCUCUUCCACUCCCCUCGACCUACACCAAGCCGAUGGCAGUCUUCUCAUCGACCCCCCACACGUCGGCGGUUCCAGCUUCGGGGGCACCGUCCUCGCCCUCGGCCCCGUCGAUGCCAACAGCACCACCGCCGCCGCUGCUCACAGCAAGCUGAGUGUCGGCGACCAAGUAUUCGGCAUGGCCUGGCGGGAGUCUCGCGAGCGCGGAUUCCAGACGUUCAUCACUGCGCCGACUUACCUGAUGAGUAAAUUGCCUAAGGGGACGACGAUGCAAGAGGCUGUGACGGUGUCGACGAACUUGGUGACGGUUUUGCAUACGUUUACCAAGGAUUUGGAGUUGGAGAUGCCGCAGUGGUUUGUUGAUUCUUCCCCCUCUUCUUCCAAUGCAAAGAAGCAUACAUCGAAAGGGGAUAAGGGGGACAAGAAGCAAUGGAUCCUAGUCUGGGGUGCGGCAAGCAGUGUAGGCCAAUACGCCUUGCAGGUGUUGAAGAAUUGGGGGUAUCGCAAUGUGAUUGCUGUCGCGAGCAAAAGACAUCAUCAGGAUCUGUUGACGCUGGGGGCGGCGGUUUGUUUUGAUUAUGCACAGGAAGAUGUGACGGAUUUGAUCCGGAGCCAUGUAGUGGCGGCUGCUGCUGCGUCAUCGGCGUCGUCGUCGUCUCCAGAUAAUGAUGCAGCAAUCCCGUUGGUGCUCGAUUGUAUCGGUUCGUUGGAGGGGUCGUUGAGACCGCUGACUAGGCUGGCGGAGAAGGGAACGAAGGUGGCUGUUAUGUUGCCAGUUAUCAACAAGCAUGCUACUGAGGAUGAGCCGCCGGAGUAUGAGAUGGAUGCUACCAAGGUUCUGGAGGGAGAAUGGAAGGAUGGAGUUGUUUUGAGGGGAGUGAGGACCCAUCACUAUACUUAUAACGAGUUCAUGAAGAAUCACGCUCAACCAGACAUUGUCCCGGCUUUGCUGGAGCAGGGGGUGGUCAAGCCGAACAAGCAGAGAAUUGUUGAAGGCGCCACAUUGCUCGAGCGCGCUACAAAUGCUCUCAAAAAUCCUUAG